This is a messenger RNA of Ornithodoros turicata, 1763 nucleotides long. It is a transcript of the gene cn, whose product is annotated as kynurenine 3-monooxygenase-like. Gene Ontology annotation, biological process: L-tryptophan catabolic process; quinolinate biosynthetic process. Gene Ontology annotation, molecular function: FAD binding; kynurenine 3-monooxygenase activity. Lineage: Eukaryota; Metazoa; Arthropoda; Arachnida; Ixodida; Argasidae. The transcript is spliced from 15 exons. Gene Ontology annotation, cellular component: mitochondrial outer membrane. The record is from RefSeq and is a predicted model, not a curated record. The coding region runs from base 322 to 1671 and encodes 449 amino acids.
GCUAUGGCCUAGAAAUGUAGGGCAGUGCACAUCACUCACUUUACCUACUUGGGGGCCAUCACUUCAUAUCUAAAUAUCAGCUGGCUGGUAAGGUUUGUCAACUUUGUUGCAUGUGAUUGGUAGAGCAUAUGCUGGUCCUACACAUGACCAAUAUUGCUCCAAACAACAAUCUGUGUGCAUGGAUUUUGUCAACAAUGACUCCUGACACAGGAUUUUCCCCUGGUGGUUUCCCUUUCUCAUCACCUUGAGUGAGAUAAACAGGAAUCAGUGUCUGCAGCCUCAUUUCAUGGGCUUCCCUGCUAAGUUGUCAAGCAACUUAAAAUGAGCCAGGACAGCACUAUUGCUGUUGUAGGAGGUGGCUUGGUGGGGUCAUUAUGUGCAUGUAUGCUGGGAAAACGAGGUUUCCAAGUGGACCUUUACGAAUCGAGAGACGAUAUGCGGACUCAAGAGCAUGUCACGGGGCGCAGCAUCAACCUGGCGCUGUCAACACGGGGAAGGGCUGCACUUUCCUUAUUGGGUUUGGAGGAGCAGGUCAUCGAGAGACACGGCAUACCAAUGAAUGCGCGUCUCAUUCACGACCUCGAUGGAAAACGCAGGCCCAUCCCUUACGGACAGAAAGGACAGUGCAUUUACUCUGUGGGACGAAGGUACCUGAAUGAGGUGUUGCUAUCAGCGUGUGAAAAGAAUCAGCGCGUAAAGCUCCAUUUCAAGCACAAACUGAAAUCUGCUAACCUAGAUCAAGGGAAGCUCAACUUCGCGAGACCAGACGGCACAGAGCACACUGUGCAGCGCAACGUAAUAAUAGGCUGUGACGGGGCCUAUUCUGCUGUGCGGAGGGAGAUGCUGAAGCGACCGCUGUUCAACUAUUCCCAGUCUUACAUUCCACACGGAUACAUUGAGCUGUGUAUCCCCCCAACGCAUGAUGGAAAGUUUGCAAUGGAAGUGAAUUACCUUCACAUUUGGCCUAGGGGAAAAUUUAUGCUGAUAGCCCUUCCGAAUCAAGACUGCACCUACACCGUGACACUGUUUAUGCCAUUCGACAUGUUCUAUUCGUUGAGCACACGGGAAAAGCUCUUAGAUUUCUUUGGGCAGUAUUUUCCGGAUGCCAUUCCCCUGAUUGGAAAGGAUGAUCUGGUAGAAACAUUUUUCUCGAUAAAGCCGUCACCACUCGUCAUGGUGAAGUGCAAACCGUAUCAUGUUGGUGGAAAAGUUCUGAUUAUGGGAGAUGCCGCACAUGCUAUGGUUCCGUUCUAUGGGCAGGGCAUGAAUGCUGGAUUUGAAGACUGUUGCAUCUUGAAUGAGUUGUUGGAUAUCUACGGCAGUGAUUUUGACGAAGUCUUCCCAAAGUACACCGAAGUCCGAAACCCAGAUGCUGAAGCAAUUUGCGAUUUGGCACUCUACAACUAUAUUGAAAUGAGAGAUCUUGUAAAUUCCCCGAUGUUCCUACUACGUAAAAAGUUUGACAUUGUCCUGAACAAGCUUAUGCCAAACUUCUGGAUUCCACUCUACACAUCAGUUACAUUUUCUAGACUGAGGUACCAUAAAUGUAUUGAAAAUCGUGCAUGGCAGGACAAGGUUAUUACCCGGCUUCUUGGAACUGUAUUUGUGAGUGGAGCUGUUGCUGCAUUGGCAGUAGGAGUGCAGGCUGUUUUGAAGCUCAAUGUGCCUUGAACGGGCGACCUACAGAAGGCCUUGGUUUCCUUUUUGGAAGCUAGUUUGUGAAAGAAUGAAUAAAAAUAGAUGCUGUUUGUCUGAUAUUGACA